AAAGAGAGAGAGAGAGAGAGAGAGAGAGAGAGAGAGAGAGAGAGAGAGAGAGAGAGAGAGAGAGAGAGAGAGAGAGAGAGAGAGAGAGAGAAAGAGAGAGAGAAUACAGAUCUCAGGUGUCCAUCAUGCGGUUGAAAGGUGGCACUAUACAGGCACUCCCCAACUCGCUGUGCCACGGCAUACGUCUUGGGUUUCUUCUCCUCGUCACCGUCUCGGGAAACUGGGCAACGCAGGAUGCUGUUGGCCAAGACAUCUCGUCAGGACGGAUAACCGGCCCAUACUUCUUACCCGGAGUUCCUCGCGACGUGGUGGCGGCCGAGGGUCAGACAGCAUACCUCCACUGCCGCGUGGCGCACAUCGGCGACGUGGCGCGUGUGUCGUGGAUAAGACAGCGAGACCUGCAUGUCAUUAGUGCUGGGUUUGUGGUCUUCGCCUCAGACCAGAGAUAUCGGGUCAUCCACCCCGCUACCUCCGAUAACUGGACUUUGCAGAUCAAGUACGCACAGCAAAGGGACUCGGGAGCGUACGAGUGCCAGGUGAACACAGAGCCCAAGAUAUCGAUGGCGUUUUACCUUACUGUGGUUGAGUCCAGAGCAUCGAUUCAGGGUCCAGGAUACGUUAAGGCUGGGAGUACUAUCAACCUCACCUGUAUUAUUAACCAGGUGAAUGUUGAAGGACUGGUAUACUGGUACCGCGACCAAGAGAUCCUCGACUACGAAGGGCCCGUGUCUAUCCUGACGCAGGAGGCGGCGGAGGGAACCACGUCGCGACUCACCAUCAGGAACGCCACGCCCAGGGACUCCGGGAACUAUACGUGUUGGCCCACCUCCGCGCGGCCCACGUCGGUGCUCAUCAACGUCGUGUUGGAGGGCGAGCAACCGGCAGCUAUGCAAACAGGUGUUGGCAGUCGCACCUGUUCAACGACGCACCUGCUAUGGAUGCCUUUACUUUCCCUUACUCUCGCGCUCCUUCCUGGACACAGAUGAUGAAACUCAACGUCCCUCGGCACUUAUUGGCACUGAAUGGCACGUGGGCGCGGCGUAUGCCCAUCUGGUGGCAGUUCUUUGUAUUUGUAUAUCUGAAAACUCCUUUAAAAAGACUUGUAGUGUAUGAUAUGUAUUUUGUUAUUUGCUUGUUAAUGUUUUUGGUGUGACUUCGUACGUGCAUAUAUGAAAACACACAUGCACAAACACACACACACACACACACGUAUAUGUACAUAUAUAUAUAUAUAUAUAU
Molecule: messenger RNA, 1239 nt
Organism: Penaeus chinensis
Lineage: Eukaryota; Metazoa; Arthropoda; Malacostraca; Decapoda; Penaeidae
Product: zwei Ig domain protein zig-8-like
Exons: 7
Coding region: 126-986 (286 amino acids)
Biological process (GO): synapse organization
Cellular component (GO): neuron projection membrane
Source: RefSeq, a predicted model, not a curated record